Messenger RNA from Aphis gossypii (cotton aphid), 1779 nucleotides. RefSeq lists its product as uncharacterized. The transcript has 4 exons. Gene Ontology annotation, molecular function: acyltransferase activity, transferring groups other than amino-acyl groups. The record is from RefSeq and is a predicted model, not a curated record. NCBI's taxonomy places the organism in Eukaryota, Metazoa, Arthropoda, Insecta, Hemiptera, Aphididae. Bases 390 to 1268 code for a protein of 292 amino acids.
AACCACCACCACCAUCACCCCCACAACAUCAGACAGGCACACACGCACACGCGUUUUGUGUUUUACAAGAGCAUUUGGGUCCGUGAACUGCCGCAGCACCGUCCAUUUUAUAUUUUACCGCUCGUCCGUGCACUCGUACACCGCUUACCAAACCAUACCGACAUUUUUUUUUUUUACUACCACUAGCCAGUUCAAAUUAAACUGCCAUCACUCACUGUACCAUAUUUUGGUUUUUACACACACCGGUUUAGUGUAACUGUCGGUAGAAGAAAAUAUAAUAUUUCUUGAACCGUAGUCCGUCCUGCAGUCGUUAGAUUCAUCUCUCGAUAUUGAAUUAUUAUUAUUAUUAUUAUCACCUACACGUCGACGAACAAUAAACGAGCAUCAUCAUGAGGAGCGAAGUUCUCGAAGAAAUGCCUGAAGCAAUCAUGGAAUACUUCUGUGAACAAGUAUUGAAACGCGAUUGGCCAAACUGCAUUCACGCAUAUUAUUUCAUUAAAAAUGCGUUUCAAUGGAUGAGCAAAAAUUCGGCAUCGAGCUAUAAAUUAUACUAUAUUUCUAACGACGUUGAGAACGGAACAUUUAUUGGGAUUUUAUCGCGACCUGAAGAAGAAUAUCCGGACGUCGUAGUCACAUACACUUGCCCGGGAAAUGAAGAACAAUUCCGAAGGAUGCUGUAUAGUACCGAGUACAUCAAUUGGCAGAAGAAACCGCUGUUCCAAGCUAUACCGUUCAGGAUGAAGGCCAUCGUGGAAACAAUGAUUGAGGAAAAAGGAUUGAAGAGUAAACUGUACUCAAAUGCCGUGCUUAAAUGGAUGCCAGCCGAUGUAGCUGCCAGAUUAGAUUAUGAAAUACCGGAUGAUGUAUUUAUUGGCCAAUUGAGCGUGGAUCAUAUUGACUUUAUUUACUCACUGUGGACUCAUAGUGACGUUUACCCAAAAUCUGAUCUUUGGGACACAGUAAGACUUAAUAUUGGUUUGGGUGUAUUCAGUCGACAUAAUGGUGAGCUAUUGGCAUGGGCCAUGUGUGGAAGUUACGGAGGUUUAAGUACUUUGAUAGUUCAGCCAGAUUACAGAAGACGUGGAUUUGGUAAACUAAUUGUGUUGGCAGUAACCAAGGUAAUGGGUGAGAAUGGCGUCUCUCCUCAUGCACUUAUUAAUGAAAAGAACAAUGUAUCGUUGGGCUUGUUCAAGAACGUUGGCUACAUUAAACAUUCAACGACAUUACCAUACGUAGUAGUUGAAGACCCGGAUACUUCUGGGCCAUAAAUAUCGGGAUAAUUAUUUUGGCAUUUACCUCAACGAUUGGAUUCAAAAAUGUAUAAUAUUAUUCAUUUUAAUGAAACGCACGACUUCUGCAAAGUAAAGGGAGACCAUAUAGCGGAAACAAUGACGACUUACACGGAAACUGCUAAAAAAAAACAAAAAAAAAAAUAAAGAAUUAUGAUGAAAAUGGAUUUUUUUUUUAUUCAUGAUUUUAUUUCUCAUUAUUAUUAAAACUGUAAAUGUUCAAUGUACGGAUAUCUCUAAUAUAUAAGUAAUAUAAUUAUUACAAUCUAAAAAUGUUAAAUGCUAUCCUUGGUGAUUUGUGGAAAAUAUUUGAAAAAAAAAUUUAUUUAUAAUUAUUAUUUUUAAGACUUUAUAUAAAAUAAUAUAUUUAAAGUAUAAAUUUUUGUAUUUAAUUGGACUAUAUCAUUGAAAAUUUCUUCCGAAUUACUCUUUUGAUAACUGUAUGAGGAAUAAAUAAAAAAUAAACAUAAUUAUAUGAUUGUUUUCAUUA